Cuscuta campestris is the source of this 1013-nucleotide messenger RNA. The record is from the annotation of a GenBank genome assembly. Lineage: Eukaryota; Viridiplantae; Streptophyta; Magnoliopsida; Solanales; Convolvulaceae.
CACGAAACUAACCCUUAGUUUAAAAAAUUUUCCUCUCCUCCUAGAAAAAGAGUGCCCAAAAUCUCCAAGUUACACCGCACCACUUCGCUCUCACAUAGUCACAUUCGCCGACUCUCCGUCCUGCUUAAAACCUUCGUUGACACUUUUCCAAGUUGAAACUUGAACGCAGUGCUAACCCUAGUCUCUUCUCCUUUUCCCAUAAGUUUUGCAGAUUGUUUUGUUUGUUCUCGCCAGAUUCGGAUUGCCGUUCUUCCUAAAAUGCUUCCGCUUUCUCUCCUCAAAACUGCCCAGGGGCAUCCCAUGCUGGUGGAACUAAAGAAUGGGGAAACUUAUAAUGGGCAUUUGGUAAAUUGUGACACAUGGAUGAAUAUACAUCUCCGUGAAGUCAUCUGUACUUCAAAGGAUGGAGAUAGGUUUUGGAGAAUGCCAGAAUGUUAUAUUCGUGGGAACACAAUUAAAUAUCUUCGAGUUCCAGAUGAGGUGAUUGAUAAAGUUCAAGAAGAAACAAAAAGCCGAACAGAUAGGAAACCACCUGGUGUAGGGCGUGGCCGGGGCAGAGGUAGAGAGGAUAAUGUUGCUGGAAGACAGGGAAGAGGAGUUGGGCGUGGGAUGGAUGAUGGAGCUGCCAAAGGCCGUGGAAAAGGAGGCCCUGGUGGUAAGCCUGGUGGCAAAGUUGGAGGUCGUGGGCGUGGCUAAUAUUUCCCAGAAGGGUAAUAUCGAAAAGCACUUGGAAGAGGGCAAAUGUGAGUUCAAGAAACAAAAUCUCUCCCUUAUUGUCCUUCCUGAUUUGUUGGAGGGUCAUCAAUUGGAAGUGUUAUUAUUCCUUCCUCUAUAUUAAUUAAUUGCUAGUGGGAUGAAAUGUAACUACCAUUCUCUAAUGGUAAGACAUAGUGUUUUUGUAAGUUUAUUUUAUUACUUCUUAUAAGAUUAAUUUUGUGUUUUUAGUUUUUUUGUUAACAAAUGUGGUUUUUUGUGGUUUCAUGUUGAUCCUUUAUAUAGGCUCUGUUUGGGAA